AUGACUCCACUCCCCUCCACUUCCCCGGCCGUUGUUCCCAAGGACCAUCCAACCUCGCCGCCCGUCCCUGUCGCCGGGCACCGCCCGUUCCCCAUCUCCGAAACUGCCGUGCCACCGUCCUCGCCGCCUCCGUCCUACGGCUUCCACAACCUUGAGCGUCGCACCGUCGUCCUCGCUGAUGGCAGUGUCCGGUCCUACUUCGCCCUCCCGCCUGGCCCGCCAAUCGUCCUUGCUGAUAAGUUACAGUUUGGCCUUCCGGGGUUUGGUUUCGGGCCGGUGCAUGAUCCCGCGCUGGGGUUCGAUAAGCACUUCCCGCCAAAUUCUGACGGGCGGUUCAGCCCGGACUUCCGCCAGCCAACUCCCUAUGGCCGCGGCCCUGGGCUUGAUGGCCCAAGGCGUCCCCUGGAAGGUGGGCCUUCAUAUCUAAAGAGGAAGUACAGCGAAGAAGAUGAAUUCUUGUGGCACCGGCCGCAUGUCAUGCAACAUGGGAACCCUAAUGGGAUCCCUAUUGGCCCUUCAAGAUCUGGUGGAGACCGGAGGAACUACUUGGGUGGCAACAGCUGUCCUUUUAGAAGGGACGAUCAUGAUGAGCUAAGGUUGUCAAAGCAAGCAAAGUUGGCUGGAGAAAUUUAUGAGGAAAUGCCCCAAAAGAAAUUUCGACCUGAUGAUCUGCCUCCUGUGUUUCUGGAUUUGGAUAUGCAGGCUUUGAAGAGGGCCUUUCUUAGGUUGUCAAAGACGAUAAAUGAGAAUUCAUCCCAAAGAAAGAAAUAUUUGGAGGAUGGAAAAAAUGGACCUUUGCAGUGUGUUGUUUGUGGCAGGGCCUCUAAGGAUUUUGCUGAUGUGCAUGGGGUUAUCAUGCACACAUACAGCUCACAAAAUGCCAACUUGCGUGUUGAUCAUCUUGGGUUACAUAAAGCCUUGUGUGUUCUUAUGGGAUGGAAUUAUUCAAGGACCCCUGAAAACUCCAAGUCAUAUCAAUUAGUAUCUGCUGGUGAUGCUCAAGCAAACAGGGAAGACCUUAUCAUAUGGCCCCCAACAGUGAUAAUUCAUAAUACAAGUUCAGGAAUGAGAAAACAUGGUCGCGUUGAGGGUAUGAGUAAUAGAGAGAUGGAUAAUAGACUUAAAGAUUUAGGCUUUGGCGGUGGCAAGUCAAAGUCAAUCUAUGGAAAAGAGGGCCACACAGGUAUCACAGUCGUGAAAUUCGCAAACACUCGAGCUGGGAUGAAGGAGGCUGAGCGACUGGCAUGGUACUUCGAGAAGGACAACUGUGGACGCAAAGGUUGGGCACAUGCGCAAGGUUCUCAGUUCGGUGAUGAUGAGAAGGACCCUUCACUGGUCAGGGCUGAUGGGACGAUUGGUGAGAAGAUCUUCUUCGGUUAUCUGGCAACCACAUCAGAUCUUGAGAUAAUUGAUCUCGAUACAAGGAAAAGAGCUGUCAUCAAGAGCAGAAGAGAACUCGAUCUAUCCGACUAGCGCUUGACAUUGUUAUAUCAAAAGAUACGGCAAUCACCUUGUGCUCACAGGUUUAAUUCUCAUGGCAAGGGAACAGGUGCUUCCAUGCUUAUUUUUUCUCCAUCAGACUGCAAUAACAUAUAGAAAAAGUAAAUCACUUGGUGUAGGAUAUAACUGAAGGUUCCUAUACCAAAUCUUGUGUCAGUUGAGCACCUCAAUUGAAUAUUUCUGCAUAUAUAUUCUUCUAUGAGCCGGCAUAACUGUUACUAUUGUUUAGACAACAUCGUGGAAUGUGCUAAUUGACAUCUGUAA
Molecule: messenger RNA, 1764 nt
Organism: Musa acuminata subsp. malaccensis (wild Malaysian banana)
Lineage: Eukaryota; Viridiplantae; Streptophyta; Magnoliopsida; Zingiberales; Musaceae
Source: RefSeq, a predicted model, not a curated record